UUUUCCAGGGCGUAAUUUCACUAUAACUACAUGUAUUUGAAUUUGUAUUUGUACUGUAUGUCCUUGUGCAAAUGUCAAUACAGUAUACUUAGUAAGGAGGCUAUAAUAUUUAUUCUGGGGGAGGACCCCCCCAAACAAAAUAAAACAACACCAGAGGCCACGUCACCACUCGCGCACCCUUCUCACCUUUUUCACCCCUGACCCGUUUUCAUGCCUGAAAAAGUUAAUGGAAUGUGCAGUUCAGGUAACAACCUUGCCUUCAUGUAGGCGUUUGUGUGUUAUCUAUCUGAUGUGCAUCCUCUCAUGUCCCAGGGGUUUCUUUCUGGACAAGAUCUGGGAGAAGCUGUGCUCGUCUCCUGCUAACAGUAUGGAGGUGGAUGGAGCUGAGCAGGACAGUACAGCAGAAGAGUUGGGAGCACUGGUGAAGGACUGCAAGUUUAAUAUGAAACUGAACAUGGCAGAUAGCGCCUGGAAACAGAACAACUUCUCCGUGGCAACAAAGCUGUUGAAAGAACUUCACAGGGAGGCGAAGGCUGAGAAAGGUUGGCUACAGCGCUGGGUGCACAGCUUCAGCCGUUUCAGCCAGCGGAGGAGCCAGAGCCAGGGGCCCGCUGAGCAGAUCAGCUCCCUGCUCAAGACUGUCCCACUGCUUGAGGAGUUUGAGGAGCAGAGUGAAGCUUCCACUAGCAAGGUGUUCAGAGACCAGAGGAUCCUACUGGGCACCACCUUUGACCUUUUGGCCAGCGCUGUGCACCGCAGUCCCUCUGCUCUGGAGAUCGUCGGAGAAGAGAGAGCACAGAGAAUUCUAGAACUUUCCAGGGCACCUUCCAGUGAUCAGGUGAAGGAGGAGUGUCGGUUAUUAAACGCUCCUCCAAUUCCUUCAAAGAGUUCCAAGCAGACCACUCUGAGCUCCAGCAGCGUCCCAGUGCCAUAUCCACCCACAAAGCCACGGCAGCCAGACACUCGUUCCCCAAGCCCAACGCUGUCCUACUGCUCCUCUGAGGAGGAGAGGGUGAGACCUUAAAGGAGAUGGAGGAGCAGAACCACGCGUGUUACCCAUGCAACUGGAUUCGAACAGAUGCCAACAAAAGCACCAAACCUCCCCCCUGCCUCAGCCGCUCCACUGACACUGCGCUGUCCCGUCUCUCCUGGCCAAAUGACUUCUGUGGGCCUGAUUUCCACAAAACCGAGGACUUCUCAUCAGUGCGUUGCCGUAGUUACUCCAGCUACCCGAGGAAAAGGACCCCUAAGACUUGUUCAUCGGGCCUCUUUGACUCUGACAGAGGAGGGAGGAGCACUACAGCCACAAAGGCCCAACAGCCUACGCAACAUUAGGUGGACGGAGUGAACUCAGGAACUGCGCCUUCCUGUUCUUCUGCUGCAGGGCUACAGUGGCAGCCACCAAACAACCUCUCGGGCCUUUCCAUUGAAGAGGUGUCCAAGUCACUACGGUUCAUUGGGAUGUCGGAGGACGUGGUUGGGUUGUUUUGUUCGAGAGAAAAUCGAUGGCAAUUUGCUCUUGCAGCUAACAGAAGAGAUUCUGUCAGAGGACUUUAAGUUAAGCAAACUACAGGUGAAAAAACUCCUGCAGUUUAUUGGCGGAUGGAGGCCCAAAAUGUAAGCUCCAGCAAAAUGGGGCAAAACAUUCAAUGCCCUGCAUAACACUACAGCCUUCAGUAUUGUGUUCGACUGUUUUGUAUCUAUAUGCUAUGCACAGUCUGAAGCUUUGUAUUGAUUUUACUGGUUUGUAGAAUAUAUGUAUGAUAUGAA
Messenger RNA from Neoarius graeffei (lesser salmon catfish), 1770 nucleotides. Its product is annotated as DNA-dependent protein kinase catalytic subunit-like. The record is from RefSeq and is a predicted model, not a curated record. The transcript has 5 exons. Gene Ontology annotation, molecular function: protein binding. The coding region runs from base 227 to 1024 and encodes 265 amino acids. NCBI's taxonomy places the organism in Eukaryota, Metazoa, Chordata, Actinopteri, Siluriformes, Ariidae.